This is a messenger RNA of Equus caballus (horse), 804 nucleotides long. NCBI's taxonomy places the organism in Eukaryota, Metazoa, Chordata, Mammalia, Perissodactyla, Equidae. The record is from RefSeq and is a predicted model, not a curated record.
AUGACGCAGCAGGAAAAACACCAGAUUUUGAGGACAGAACUUGGAUCCAUCCCAGCUUUGCCAUUGAAUGGGAGUAUGACCUUUGCAGGCCACUUGAACUCACCAAGUAGCACCAUUAAAGUGACUGGCAAUGCCCUCUCUGACUUUGGGGGAAGAGAAGCUUGCUUCCUGGGUUUCAAGGUGUCCACUUCUCCUUAUGCUGUGUUUGAAUGCACUGGAGAAGAGGACAGGGAGCAGAGUGUACAAGGUCAAGAAUUAAGAAUUGCUAAGAAAUCUGUUUUAGAAACAAGUAGUCUGCUCCCCAGAAGCAUCUCUCCAGACCCCAAACCUCCAGGGUUGCCUCCCUCCCAGGGCCUGAGGUUCAGCCAGCACCCAGUGAAGGACAAGAAGAAGAAAAGGAGUCCCAAGCCCUGCCUGACCCAGCCAGCCCAGGCCCCAGGCACACUACACAGGGUCGCUGUGCCCACCAGCCACAGUGGCUCCUUGGCCCUGGGACUCCCUCAUCUGCCAUCCCUCAAGCAGUGGACCAAGUUCAAGAGGGUAGGCAAGGAGAAACGCCGCCCAGUGCUGGCCGGAGGUAGGGGCGGCUCUGCAGGCACCCCCCUGCAGCACUCCUUCCUGACCAAGGUGACGGAUGUCUCUGAGAUGGAGGGGGGACUGCUGAACCUGCUCAAAGAUUUCCAGUCAGGCCGGCUGCAGGCCUUCGCUGGAAGAUCUUAGUAAUUCCAUAUAGAACUUGCACCUGGCCAAGAACGCCCAGCCUGAGGAGCAGUCAGCUGUGUAGAUGUCGGACCCAGGCCCAGA